AUGCCUCAUAGAACCUCCGACGGCAUGACACCUUUGACUGAGGCCAGAUUGACCCAACACAAUCAUCUAAUUGAAAAUGUACGCACUGGAUUAUUUGUCAAUUCCCAUACUUACACAGAUUACCAGAGAAUCCCAACCAACAAUUCCCACGCCGCAAAAGUCAUAGAACAAGAGAGAACCCACCAAACCAUCGUCGAACACGGUCAAAGAGCAGGGUACGAUUUAGACCUCAACGAAAAGUCUAUCCCUGAUGGAGAUGUGGUGACGAAAAUGCACACAACCACCAUUACAUCUUGCCCCCUCGAGCUCUUCAACAUUCCCUGUCAAGCCACAUACGAAAGCCCCCUCGAAAGAUUCCUCACGCCAGAUGGCUGCAGUGAUCCUACCUAUUUCGCCCGUCCGACCUUGAAACAGCAAUUCGGAGACAUGAACAGCACGGCAACCCGGAGGCGCCAGGCAGAAAGAGAGAUGGAGAUAAUCGGACGCGUGGGAGAGGCGAACAAAGGGAGUACGCAUGGGUGA
Messenger RNA from Talaromyces proteolyticus, 522 nucleotides. RefSeq lists its product as uncharacterized. The record is from RefSeq and is a predicted model, not a curated record. The transcript has a single exon. Lineage: Eukaryota; Fungi; Ascomycota; Eurotiomycetes; Eurotiales; Trichocomaceae. Bases 1 to 522 code for a protein of 173 amino acids.